AUGUAUAAAAUGGAAUAUUCUUACCUCAAUUCCUCUGCCUACGAGUCCUGUAUGGCUGGGAUGGACACGUCGAGCCUGGCUUCAGCCUACGCUGACUUCAGUUCCUGCAGCCAGGCCAGUGGCUUCCAGUAUAACCCGAUAAGGACCACUUUUGGGGCCACGUCCGGCUGCCCGUCCCUCACGCCGGGAUCCUGCAGCCUCGGCACCCUCAGGGACCACCAGAGCAGUCCGUACGCCGCAGUUCCUUACAAACUUUUCACCGACCACGGCGGCCUCAACGAGAAGCGCAAGCAGCGACGCAUCCGUACCACUUUUACUAGCGCGCAGCUCAAAGAGCUGGAGAGGGUCUUCGCCGAGACGCACUACCCCGACAUCUACACCCGCGAGGAGCUGGCCCUGAAAAUCGACCUCACCGAGGCGAGAGUUCAGGUGUGGUUCCAGAACCGCCGCGCCAAGUUCCGUAAGCAGGAGCGCGCAGCGGCGGCCGCGGCGGCCGCGGCCAAGAACGGCUCUUCAGGCAAGAAGUCCGACUCCUCCCGGGACGACGAGAGCAAAGAGGCCAAGAGCACCGACCCGGACACUGGACAAGGCUGGGCUCCCGGCCCCGGCCCAAUCACCUCCAUCCCGGAUUCGCUCGGGGGCCCUUUCGCCAGCGUCCUCUCUUCGCUCCAAAGACCCAACGGUGCCAAAGCCGCUUUAGUGAAGAGCAGUAUGUUCUGA
This is a messenger RNA of Orycteropus afer afer, 720 nucleotides long. It is a transcript of the gene PHOX2B, whose product is annotated as paired like homeobox 2B. Gene Ontology annotation, molecular function: RNA polymerase II transcription regulatory region sequence-specific DNA binding; DNA-binding transcription factor activity, RNA polymerase II-specific. The transcript has 4 exons. Gene Ontology annotation, biological process: regulation of transcription by RNA polymerase II. Bases 1 to 720 code for a protein of 239 amino acids. The record is from RefSeq and is a predicted model, not a curated record. Lineage: Eukaryota; Metazoa; Chordata; Mammalia; Tubulidentata; Orycteropodidae.